Molecule: messenger RNA, 874 nt
Organism: Cantharellus anzutake
Lineage: Eukaryota; Fungi; Basidiomycota; Agaricomycetes; Cantharellales; Hydnaceae
Exons: 2
Coding region: 104-778 (224 amino acids)
Source: RefSeq, a predicted model, not a curated record
CGAGACCCAUUCGAAUUUUUGCUCCAGUCGCUCCCAUAUUUUCGGUAGUCCUUUACGUCCAAGUAGACACAGCUCCUUUCUUAAACAGACUCGCCAACAAUCUAUGUCUCUCACGCUUACUCUCAAUUGUUGGGUAUUUGGCGAUGAUGCUAGCCAAGUGUUCCCGGUGGAAAUUUCGAAUACAAAGUCUGUUGGUGCCCUCAGGAAAGCCAUCCGGGGGGAGAAGCCGGUCGCUCUCCAACACAUUGACGCAGACACCCUCACACUUUGGAAGGUUGCCAUCCCACUCGAAGUCUUCGCGAAGCAGAAGGUUGGACUCGAAGACGCACAAGUACUACUCUCGCCCUUUAAGAGAUUGUCCAGCUUUUUCUCGGAUCAACCUGAUGAUCUAAACCUACACGUCGUUGUUCAGCUCCCGACUGUUGUGCCACUCCCUAUUCAUAUCCUCGAACUAUACUGUCUCAUUCGUGAUGAAGAUGCCAGCCACAUCUUUCUGGUCAAAAUUGAGAUUACAGAGUCUGUUUCCGCCCUCAGGAAAGCCAUCCGGGGGGAGAGGCCGGUCGCUCUCCAACACGUUGAUGCAGACGCCCUCACACUCUGGAUGGUUUCCAUUCCAUUCAGCGGCAGUUUCGCGGAGAAUGUGAAGAACGCUGAACUUAGAGAUGAGAAAGCCCUAUCACCUGUGCAGAAAUUAUCCGACAUUUUCUUGGGUCCACCUCAGGGUGACCAACUGCACAUCAUUGUUAAGGCUCCUCCACGUAUAAGUGAGUGCAAAUGAUUGACUGAUUGUUGUGUUUACCCCUUACCUGUUCGAAUGGCGUUACUCGUACGGUUGCCCCAUUCGGUAGUCAACGCUCAAACAGAUACAGGUACG